UGACCCGGAUGUUGCGUUCGGGUCGGCGAUAGCCGGAGAUUGCCGAGCUCUUGGCGGAAAGUGCCGAACGCGCCGCCAUUUUGUUUGACCGGAGAGAAGCAGUGUUUUGGGUUGUUGUCGGAGGGCCGGUGCCGCCAGAGCGGCUUGAGGACGAGCACCAUGUUGCGACUUCCUGCUGUCCGCAAGGCCUUGACUGGUGUCACUUACUCUGCUCAGGGAUGUGUACGCACAACAGCUACUGCAGCCAGCAACCUGAUAGAGGUUUUUGUUGAUGGGCAUCCUGUGUUGGUACCUCCAGGAACCACAGUACUUCAGGCAUGUGAAAAGGUUGGAAUGCAGAUCCCCCGUUUUUGCUAUCAUGACCGAUUGUCUGUAGCUGGAAACUGCAGGAUGUGUCUUGUGGAGAUAGAGAAGGCCCCCAAGCCAGUAGCUGCUUGUGCCAUGCCAGUGAUGAAGGGCUGGAACAUUCUGACAAAUUCUGAGAAGUCCAGGAAAGCAAGAGAAGGUGUAAUGGAGUUCUUGUUGGCAAACCACCCAUUGGAUUGUCCCAUUUGUGAUCAGGGAGGGGAAUGUGACCUUCAGGACCAGUCAAUGAUGUUUGGCAGUGAUAGGAGCAGAUUCCUGGAAGGCAAACGUGCAGUUGAAGACAAGAACCUUGGCCCACUAGUGAAAACGAUAAUGACCCGGUGUAUACAGUGUACCCGGUGUAUCAGGUUUGCAAGUGAGAUUGCAGGGGUUGAUGAUCUGGGAACCACAGGCAGAGGAAAUGAGAUGCAAGUUGGGACUUACAUUGAAAAAAUGUUCAUGUCUGAAUUAUCAGGCAAUGUGAUUGAUAUUUGUCCAGUAGGUGCCCUUACUUCCAAGCCGUAUGCCUUUACUGCUCGACCUUGGGAGACAAGGAAAACUGAGUCCAUUGACGUUCUUGAUGCUGUAGGGAGUAACAUUGUGGUGAGCACUCGAACUGGAGAAGUCAUGAGAAUUUUGCCAAGAUUACAUGAGGAUAUCAAUGAAGAAUGGAUUUCUGAUAAGACAAGAUUUGCUUAUGAUGGUCUGAAACGACAGCGUCUUGUUCAGCCAAUGAUAAAGAAUGAAGAAGGACUAUUCACUUAUGUGUCUUGGGAAGAUGCCUUGAGCCAUGUGGCAGGAGUGGUAAGAACAUUUGCUUCUAACAGCAAACUUCCAGAGUAUCUUCAGAACUCUCCUUCAAAUUAG
Molecule: messenger RNA, 1212 nt
Organism: Sceloporus undulatus (fence lizard)
Lineage: Eukaryota; Metazoa; Chordata; Lepidosauria; Squamata; Phrynosomatidae
Product: NADH-ubiquinone oxidoreductase 75 kDa subunit, mitochondrial-like
Exons: 11
Coding region: 160-1212 (350 amino acids)
Biological process (GO): ATP synthesis coupled electron transport
Cellular component (GO): membrane
Molecular function (GO): NADH dehydrogenase (ubiquinone) activity; iron-sulfur cluster binding
Source: RefSeq, a predicted model, not a curated record